AGGAGGGGUGGGUUGAAAAAAAAAUCUCACACACACAUACACACACACGAAGAGAAACAAAAGCACAGUUGUGGGUGCCUGAAACCAUGCGAGAUUUGCACUAUUCUCAAAGAACGCUGCUCUAUCCGUGGACCAUGUCGUGAGGUGUGGCUCCAGCGCUCGGGAUACUGCCAAUAGAUACGCCUGGGAGCGGGGCAAAAGAUGUCCGCCUCGGUAGGGCCCCAAAGCGGCCCUCGCCCACCCACCGUGCCGGCUCCCAUGCCUGAUAUGCCGGACUUGAGUCACCUCACGGAGGAGGAAAGGAAAAUCAUCAUGGCAGUGAUGGUUCGGCAAAAGGAGGAAGAGGAGAAGGAACAAGCCAUGCUAAAGACACUGCACCAGCAGUUCGAGAGUUAUAAGGAGCAGGUGAGGAAGAUCGGGGCAGAAACAAAACGACAGCAGGCUGUCCAUAAAGAUGAUGCACCUACCUGUGGCAUAUGCCGUAAGACCAAGUUUGCAGAUGGCUGUGGGCAUCUGUGUUCCUACUGCCAGACCAAGUUCUGCGCCCGCUGUGGGGGAAGAGUGUCGCUGCGCUCAAAUAACGUGAUGUGGGUAUGUAACCUGUGCAGGAAACAGCAGGAAAUCCUAACUAAAUCAGGAGAAUGGUUUUCAUCAGGGCCUGGGGGGAGGCCUCUUAGUGUGGGCGCUCCCCUCAGUGUCCCUGAGUUGGAGAAGGACAGGAAGUUGCGCUCCAGAUCACAGGCCCCGGUCGCUAACGACACUCUGCCACCCAACGCUGGUGCUGGUGACCCAACCAAGGGAGCAGAUACAAUGCCCACCUCACGCUCCCGCAGUGAACCGCCACGAGAAAAGAAGAGACCUGUGUCCCUGCACGAGCAGAAUGGAAAGGUGAUUGGACGUGGAGAGAGAAGACGAGGCCCAGGCCGGUUGUCAUCACAGGCCUCUGAAGACCGAGCUCCAGGUGAAAAGCGUGACAGCAGGCGAUUAGAGAAAGGUAACUCGCAGGAAUACUCAGAGAAUGAACCCACCCAUCCCGAGCGGCGAAGGAGACAGGAGGAGGAAGAGCGAGAGCGUCAAAGACGAGAGGAAGAGUACCAGACUCGUUACCGCAGCGACCCGAACCUCGCCCGGUACCCUGUUAAACCGCAGAAGGAGGAACAGGAAAUGCGUAUGCAUGCCAAAGUGUCCAAAAUGCGUCAGGAGCGUCAUCACAGCGACCUAGCCAUCAACGAAGUUGGAUUAAUGCAAGACGGGGGCGAGCCGCCUGGAAAUCGCAUGAGCAGGCAACGGGUGGCUAACAACGAAGACCGCAAGGCCCUUUUAGAAAACCAUCGAGCUUAUUCUGUGGACAGGACCGUGGGGGGCGGUGUUGGGUUACAAGGAUCCCUCAGUAAACAGGGCCACGGUGGCCCUCAAGUGGGCCCUCCUGGGCCUCCAGACCUCAGGGACGGACAGGACUGGGGCCCAAAGGGGCAUCUGGAUCCUGGGUCCGCAGCUUUUCUGCACAGGGCUAAGCGGGAAAAGGCUGCAGAAAUCAUGCGUAAGGAUUCUUCUCUUAGCUCGGACCAAUCUGAGUCAUUACGGCCACCUCCACCUAGAGCCUAUAGACCCAAACGAGGCCUCAACAAAAGGCAGAUGUCCAUCAGUAGCUCAGAAGAAGAGGGCGGCUCCACGCCUGAAUACACCAGUUGUGAGGAUGUGGAGAUCGAAAGUGUUAGUGAAAAAGGUGACUGGGACUGUCAUCCUCUGGACCCAACUGUGUGGCAUCAUCCAGUGAGCUGGCAGCCAUCCAAAGAGGGAGAUCAUUUGAUUGGCCGCAUCACUCUAAGUAAGCGCUCCACCAUGCCACGAGAAGCCGGUUCCCUACUGGGUCUGAAGGUGGUUGGUGGAAAAAUGACGGAGUCAGGGAGACUGGGGGCCUUUAUCACCAAAGUAAAGAAAGGAAGUUUGGCUGACAUUGUAGGCCAUUUACGAGCAGGCGAUGAGGUGUUGCAGUGGAAUGGAAAGGCGUUGCCUGGAGCAACUAAAAAGGAAGUGUACAAUAUCAUUCUGGAGUCCCAGUCAGCACCUCAAGUGGAAAUAGUUGUUUCCAGACCAAUUGGAGAUACACCAAGACUUCCAGGGACAUCACAUCCUCCUCUAGAAUCAACUGGUUCGAGUUCUAUAGAUGAAUCCCAAAAGAUGGACCGUCCAUCCAUAUCUGUUAUGUCACCUACUAGUCCUGGGAUGUUGAGAGACCUCCCUCUGGUACUGCCAGGCCAGCUGUCGGUGAAAUUAUGGUAUGAUAAAGUGGGCCAUCAGCUUAUUGUCAAUGUCCUACAAGCACGAGAACUGCCUCCUCGACCAGACGGACGACCCAGAAAUCCUUAUGUCAAAAUGUAUUUUCUUCCUGAUAGAAGUGACAAGAGCAAGAGGCGGACAAAAACGGUGAAAAAGAGCGCAGAGCCAAAGUGGAAUCAGACGUUCCUGUAUUCUCACGUCCACCGCAGAGACUUCAGAGAGCGUAUGCUGGAGAUCACUGUUUGGGACCAGCCCAGAGUCCAGGAGGAAGAGAGUGAAUUUCUGGGAGAGAUUCUAAUCGAGCUGGAAACAGCUCUGUUGGAUGACCAGCCGCAUUGGUACAAAUUGCAGACCCAUGAUGUGUCGUCCCUACCACUGCCCCAGCCGUCCCCCUGCCUCCCUCGCAGACAUGUUCACGGAGACAGUCCUAGUAAAAAACUGCAAAGAUCUCAUCGCAUCAUUGAAACAGAUUAUGAUGAUGGUAUAACGGUAGUGUCCUCAGCGGCAGAGAGGAACUCCAGGGACAGGGAGAGGUCAAGCACGCUGACUGUACCUGAGAGACAGGCGGCCAUACAGCAUCGCUCGCGGUCAGUAUCCCCGCACAGAGAAGACCAAUGCAGAGCCCGCUCACGACCUGCACACGUCCCUAUGCAGAGGAGUCUGGAUGAGAUCCACAAAAACCACCAUCAUUCCUACUCUCCCUCUCGCUACCACGACUCCCACCAGGAACAUCGCUCCGGAGAUUCUGACUAUGAAUAUUCAGAGGACAGCGAGGUCCUGGAGAUGCACAGAUCAAUCCGAGGCGGGAGUGCUGAGUGCCUGCAUACAAACAGGAAAUUAGCUAGGCACUGUAACACACUUCCCCCAAAGAUGCCCUUGUUAGUGAAUGGUAUACAUAAAGAUAUUUACAGCUCUACCCUUCCUGCAUGCUUAAAGAACAAACCACCACAGCGAACAGAGAGGAAUGGCGUUAUCCCUCUUAGUGCCAUUCCACAGCGUGUUCUCAGGUUCACAGACGAGGUCAGCUCUGGUGAUCUUCAGCCUUCAUUAGAUAGAGUAAGAAGUGCCAGUACGACUUGUCUGAGACCAGAGUCAAACUUCCACUCACCUGAAAGAGAAAGGCAUUCUGGCAAUUUGGAUAGGCCAAGCUGUCAGAUAGCAAACAAGAAAACCAUUGAUGGCGACAGACUCCAGCCCACCUCUAUCCUCAGGGGUGGCAGGAGGAGAGAGCCUCUCCUCAGGCCCUUUGGCCAGACCAACUUAGGGGGAUCCUGCCCUAACUCCCCACGAGCUGACAGAGAACUUCAGCAUGGUGGACAUUAUUCCCCGGCAGGGACCACAUCAUUAGGGCGCAGGGGCAGACAGCUGCCACAACUCCCUGCAAAGAGCAGCAGUAUAGAACAAGACCAUGUCAACAGUAAACCUGAGGAGAAACCUAACUCAGCACUAGCAGUGGAAGAGCGGGCUCGUCAGUUGCAAAUGAGAGUACAUUCCUAUCGGCCGGGCUCUUCUGCAAGCUCUGGUCACGACCCAGAGGCAGAGCUCAAAAACAGGAGAGAUAUGUAUAAGGACCAGAGGAGGAGCUGUGAUAACAUGUCUGCGAGGUCAUCAGACAGUGACAUGAGCGAUGCAUCAGCCAUCUCCCGUGCCAGCAGUGCCUCACGGCUGAGCGCCACCAGCUACAUGUCCAUUCAGUCUGAGAGACCACAUGGGAGAAUCAGGUCGAAGUCGUUGGAAAGUUGUAAAGGAGAUGAAAAAAAGGAGAGAAGGAUUUCAUGGGGGGUGAAUGGAACAGACAGCAAGAGGAGUCUGGGAAAGAGGCGUUUCUCUGAGGAGCUUAAACGCCGACGUCAUACGGUGGCUGGAGAUGUGAGUCGUCAAGUCAGAGCCUCAUCUGGUCGAAGUAUGCUAAAGAGCACAAGCGUUAGCGGUGACAUCAACACGACGGAGCGAACAGACGGCAGCCAGUCUGACACUGCCCUGGGAACAGUCGGAACCGGAGCGAAAAAGCGGCGUUCCAGUCUCAAUGCUCGAUUUGUGGCUAUUGUGGGAAACCGUCGCAGCCGAAGCACUUCACAGAUCAGUCAGACAGAGGCAUCCAAUAAGAAGUCAAAGGGCAGUCAAGGGACAAUUCAGCGCAGUCAAGAGACGGGAAUGGCUGUAGAAUUGCAGAGGAAUAUGAGUCGUCAACCCAGCCGUGAAUCCAACAACGGAAGCAUGAACAGCUACAACUCAGAGGGCAGUCCAAUCUUCCCAGCAGUUCGAGUCGAGACUCAGUUCAGUGAUUUCCUGGAUGGACUGGGCCCUGCUCAACUAGUUGGUCGACAAACCCUUGCCACACCAGCAAUUGGUGACAUUCAGAUUGGCAUGGUGAAUAAGAAAGGCCAGCUGGAGGUGGAGGUGAUAAGAGCACGGGGUCUCAUCCAAAAACCAGGGUCCAAAUCACUCCCCGCUCCGUAUGUCAAAGUCUAUCUUCUACACAAUGGGGCAUAUGUAGCUAAGAAGAAGACAAAAAUUGCACGCAAGACACUCGACCCGCUGUACCAGCAAACGCUGCAGUUUGAAGAAAGUCCACAGGGUAAAGUGUUACAAGUAAUUGUCUGGGGAGAUUAUGGGCGAAUGGACCACAAAUCCUUCAUGGGAGUUGCACAAAUCCUACUAGAGGAGCUGGACCUCUCCAGCAACGUGAUUGGCUGGUACAAACUUUUCCCGCCUUCUUCCCUAGUCGAUCCAACUCUUGCCUCUCUAACUCGACGUGCUUCUCAGUCAUCCCUGGACGGUUCGCCGGCACCUGCGGGGGUUCGAUCGUAGUGGACUAAUAAUCUAAAGCACAGUCUGAGAGACAACGGGACAACAAUAAGAGCCAGGCAGAAAAUGCGAUGAAAUAACACAAAGCUUUGUUCAAAUCUGACAAUCACUCCUGUGACUUUGUUUUUGUUUUCCUCUUUGUGGGUAGCCCGUGUUCUGCCAACUUUGUUUGUCCUAAACAAAAUCGUUCGUUUCUCUCACUGUUUGUCGUGUGAGACUUAGGGCUGUCUACUACACUAGCACGUGGGAAGCACCGCUUUAGGGCGACGUAGAAAGCAGGGUGAUAUUCAGUCAAGUCUUCAUUGAAAUGUACGUUAGCUAGUUUUUAACAGAGCAUCAGAAUGUAUCAACCCAAAAACAAAGGUGACCUCUGACCAAAGGGAUUGUGGGGCCUCGGUCUAAAAGAGGCCCUGUCUAAACCCUGUUUGUACUGAAAGCGAAGGUCAGGAACUUGAAAGACGUAGGGCGUCCCCUGGGGAGGUUGUCUGGAAGGGCAGGGCCUUUCUUGGUGCCUAAACCUGGAGGACCCAAAGCCAUGGUCCAUUUCCUCCAAAAAAGUUCCUUUGUUUUCAAUGUUCGUAACAGCUAACGGAGGCCGCUCUCGUCUAGAAGUUGUUUUUUUUUUUUUACAUCUCUAGCACGUUUUAUGAGAAACAAGAGGUUGUGUUGUCCAGUGUACUGUGAAAAUGACAGGAAAUGCUAAAAAUGAAAUUGAAGACAACGCAUCUGGAAAUACACACAUUUAUUUGCACAUUUUAUUAAUUAAAACUAUUACAUUAUCCUACAGUACGUUGCAAUACAUCAUCUUAUUCAAUGAAUUGAAUUCUUUUUUUUAGAUGUUUACACUUAUUAUUAAAUGGUAUUAAAAAGUGUAGUUAAUGAAAAAAAACUAUGUACCAAGAUAAACAUAUUUGUGUAUUUGUACUUUUUCCAAUUUUUGGUAAAGGAAAUCUAUACAAUUAUGUUUUCAUGAUACAUAGAGUUUUUCGGACGCUAAACUAACUUUUUAACUUCGUUUGAUGGUAAGUGUUUGUGUAGACGUACAUUUCUCUUUUUAAUCUAUAUGUGGUUCAGCAAAAGCCACUCUGGGGUCACAUGACUGACCCAAGCCCUUGCACAUAUGUCUUUAUUUUGAAUUAAAAGUGCAAGCACAAAGCUUGAUUUUUAAAUUUAAAAAAUCUGAUUAAAAAUAUAUUUAAAAAAUAAAAUCAAGCCAACUAGCUUGUUAAUUUCAUUUCCACUUUGUGUACAUGACAGAAAACAGAGAAAAGAGUCAUGCAAAUGCAAGUUCCUCUUGUGUGUCUCUGUAAAUGUUGAAGUGACCAAUCUGAUUUUGCCAUCACGAGCAUAAACACCAAUCAUCUAUCAGGCCACUGGCCCCUCCCUCCGGUGCGGCGGAGCAGCAUGACUCGGAUCAGUUCCCAGCUGCAUGCACAUUUUUGUAAAACAGACUACACAAAUGUUAAAAAGUAACAGAAAUAGAUAUGUGUUAGUUCAACAUACUGUAGGCCAGCUUGUAUGUUGCAUGUACCUGUACAGUUUGCUUGUACUUGAAUAUAAGAGAUAAACCAAGAAAAAGAAGCCAUUUGCUUUCACUCAGACUUUUCAGAUCAGCUACAAAACUAGUUCAUGUCCUCCAUUCGGUGCUGAAUGUUGCAACAUUUAUUUCUUUCCAUUUUUUUUCAAGGUUUUUGAUUAUUGCUUUUUAGUCUUUUAUAUCCCUUAGGGGAAAAUGUGCUGUACUGUAACACUGAACAAAAACUAACCUCCCUCAUGUUUUACAGAUUCUACUGUAUCAUAAUUUACCUCAAAACCACAGAAAUUAACCUAGAAAAUAUGUAUACAUCCCAUCAAGUUAUUCAAGAGUAUACGGAUAUCAAAACAGGAAAUGUCCAAAAUAUAUCAUACAUACACAACAGUAUCCAUGUUAAAUAUAAAUGUAGAUGCACAGAGACUUAUUAGCGCAUGUGUUGUAAAUAUGAGAUGACCAUGUGGUUAAGCCAUAUUUGCAAAGGGGCCAAGGCUUACUUUUGAGAACAACCAUCCCGAUAUGAGGGACCGCUGAGCGGACACCUUUCUUAUCAUAUGGGUCCAAAUCUAGAGCUCUCACUGUCACUUUUAGAGGGCCGAACCACUCCGCUCUGAAGCUGUAGCCAGAUCGUCAUUUUCUCUGUGCUUUCGAGCCAAAUUCUUCACCUCUGCUAUCUGAAAAUUUUGAUUGUUUUUUCUUCAUGAGAGACAGGUGUUUCUUUUACUUGAUCAGUAUUCUUGGGUAGAGGGGAAAAACAAUGCUGACUGUUUACAACUUCUAGUAUGUGUUCCACUGAGAUGAUGAAAAAGAAAAAGUAUUCACUGCAACAUUUCUGUUUGUAUACAGGUGUGGCUCAUAUGAUGUGUAUGUUUUAUAUUUAAAAAAAUGAAAAAAAGUUCAUUUUUAUUAUUUACAAAUAAAAAAAAAGUGUGUGAAAGAAAUUUCAA
Molecule: messenger RNA, 7566 nt
Organism: Labeo rohita (rohu)
Lineage: Eukaryota; Metazoa; Chordata; Actinopteri; Cypriniformes; Cyprinidae
Gene: rims1b
Product: regulating synaptic membrane exocytosis 1b
Exons: 33
Coding region: 202-5091 (1629 amino acids)
Biological process (GO): calcium ion-regulated exocytosis of neurotransmitter; positive regulation of synaptic transmission; regulation of synaptic plasticity
Cellular component (GO): cytoskeleton of presynaptic active zone; presynaptic membrane
Molecular function (GO): small GTPase binding; transmembrane transporter binding
Source: RefSeq, a predicted model, not a curated record